AUGUUCGCCAGAAGUGGGAACAUCGUUGUGGGAGUCUAUUCUGGGGCUGAAGUCCAAAAGGCUAGCAGUGCGAGGCUGAUAGAGACCUUCCAAGAUAACGCAGAAAGCGGCAUCACGGUUUUUGAAACAUGCGCAGGCCUCGAAAAAGCAGCCCAAACGUUUGGUCUCUUUGCAGGCAGCGUGGUGGAGAUGGACCAAGUUCAAGAUGCUGUCAAAAUCUGGGCCGAUGCCAACUGUCUGGACCAAGAUCUCAUGAGCCCCCUUGAUGGCAUUGAGAUGGACAUUCUCGUCUCCUCAAUAGAAACAUCAAACGACGGAGGCGAUUUGCACGCGAGGGCCGCAUGUCGCGAUAUUGAAGAUGGUUGUUGGGCUAUCGCGGAUGCGUUUGGUAUUACUGAGUUGUCCAUCGAGAACAAUAACUUGAAAACUUGGGGAUGGGCAGGGUGCGGCCAACUACAAGCCGGUCAAGUCAUUUGUAUAAGUAAGGGAACUCCCCCAUUUCCGUCUCCGGUGGAAAACACUAUCUGCGGGCCUCGAGUACCAGGGACGAAAAAGCCCGCCGCUGGCACCGACAUCGCAACUUUGAAUCCAUGUCCGCUCAAAGCGUGCUGUGAUGUUUUGGGUUGGUGUGGAGUCACCUCGGAGUUUUGCACUCCAACCCCAGCCGAUACAGGCGCGCCUGGUACCGCAAAGCCAGACACAAAUGGUUGUAUCUCGAAUUGCGGCACGAAGAUCACCAACAACGCGAAAGCCCCGGCGUCUUCCCGGCGGGUCGGAUAUUUCGAGGCAUGGAACGCGAAAAGAAAGUGUCUCCAUAUGGAUGUUACAGAGCUCGCCAACUCCGACCUCACGCACAUCCACUUUGCAUUCGCUAUUGUCACCCCAGAUUAG
This is a messenger RNA of Penicillium griseofulvum, 891 nucleotides long. RefSeq names its product Glycoside hydrolase, superfamily. The transcript has 2 exons. Bases 1 to 891 code for a protein of 296 amino acids. The record is from RefSeq and is a predicted model, not a curated record. Gene Ontology annotation, molecular function: chitin binding. Lineage: Eukaryota; Fungi; Ascomycota; Eurotiomycetes; Eurotiales; Aspergillaceae.